Ochlerotatus camptorhynchus is the source of this 869-nucleotide messenger RNA. It is a transcript of the gene Not11, whose product is annotated as CCR4-NOT transcription complex subunit 11. Gene Ontology annotation, cellular component: CCR4-NOT complex. The record is from RefSeq and is a predicted model, not a curated record. NCBI's taxonomy places the organism in Eukaryota, Metazoa, Arthropoda, Insecta, Diptera, Culicidae. The transcript has 2 exons. Bases 64 to 843 code for a protein of 259 amino acids.
AAUUUCAAGUCAAUCGCCAAGUUUGUGGACAAUUUCAUAAAACCAACAUAAAAGCCGGUACAAAUGGAAAGUGGAGUAUCGAAACGUUCGGACAGCGCCGGCAGUAGCAUCGCCAGUGGAGGAAGCACCGGCAGUUUCCUCUCGAAUGGUUUCGGGACUCAAUUUAUGACCGUGGCCCCGCCACUACUGAACUGCGAAGAUGAACUGAUCUGGUUGGACAUGACGAAUCCUGCCUACCACAAACCGGUCUACAAUAGCUCGAUCGUCGAAACGAAGAGUGUGGGCAAGGAUGCAAAGAAUCUGAUAACGCAGUCCUUCCGGCAGGCUCUCAGUAUUCAGGAUCAAAAUGACCUUCUGCGGGAACUAGAAAAGGAUCCGGAACUUGUUUAUAAUGUUGGACUGACACCUGAUAAACUACCGGAUUUGGUCGAGUACAAUCCUCUGAUUGCAAUUGAAAUUCUGCUGAAGCUGAUUCAUUCUCCUCAGAUCACCGAGUACUUUAAUGUGCUAGUCAACAUGGAAAUGUCGUUGCAUUCUAUGGAGGUAGUCAAUCGACUGACCACGCUGGUUGAACUUCCUACCGAGUUCAUACAUCUCUACAUCAGCAACUGUAUAUCGUCGUGCGAAGCGAUCAAGGAUCGAUACCUGCAAAAUCGUUUGGUCCGGUUAGUUUGUGUCUUCCUCCAAAGUUUAAUACGGAAUCGUAUUAUCGAAACCAGUGAACUGUGCAUUGAGUUGGAAGCGUUCUGUGUCGACUUCAGUCGAAUACGGGAAGCGGCCGCUCUGUAUCGAUUGUUAAAGCAACUCGAAACGGAAUCGGGAUCGGUCAGUAAAAUUAAAUAAUGUUUUCAAAUGGUAAAAUGUAUAAC